CUCUAUUGACGCGCGAUAAAAAAAAAGACAACGCAAGAAGACGGAAGGCGCUGCAGUAGCUGGGAAGAUCAAGAACGCGUUGCGCAGUUGCGCUCGAAUGGCUGUGGCGACUGUGAAGUUGAAGUGAAAAUGGUGGUUUUCUACAGCUGCUGUUGGGGCAUCUUUGUCAUCUUGACGACCACCGCCGAGAGCCGCACAUCUGACGUCACACAGCGGCAUGUCCUCGUGUCUAACAACAUCAGCCUUCCAUGUCUGGUGCCCGUUUCCAGUGUGGGCGAUCUGAGUGAUGUUAGUGUGCUGUGGACGAUCUCUGACACCAAAGGCGAGAGGCUGCUCUAUAACUUCACCACCGGGACUGGCACAUCUCAUCGAGCUGGUGCACAUGUAUCCCCAGAGAGGAUGAGUUUGGGCGAUGCAUCUCUUGUCAUCCCACAAGUCCAGCUUGGAGAUGAAGGCAUCUAUACUUGUGUAGUGUACAGCGCCUUUUCAGACAUCACGGCACAAGUCGAGCUUUUAGUGUCUGCUCUGCCCACCAUUCAAGUCCAGCCAAGUCAAGUUGAAGUGACCCUUGGCAAUGAGAAAACGUUCAUCUGCAAAGUGGGAGGAUUUGGAUUCUACCCUAAGGAUGUCAAGAUCACAUGGUGGAAGGUCAGUGGCAUCCCAGCAGAAGAGAUGGCCAUCACCACAAAUGUCUGCAUUGGGAGCCCGAAUUUAAACAGUGAAGGCUCCUAUGACAUCAGCAGCUUCCUUCUGCUGAAUCCCGGCCUGGAAGACAAUGGGACUUUCUAUAAAUGUGUCGUGCAUCACCCAACGUUCACCGAACCACUCUCCCAGCAGUCCCAGCUGUUUGUAAAAGAACCUGAAAAGCAAUUCAGUGGCUUCCUGGUGAUUGCGAUUGUGAUGCUAGUGGCAUUUCUGAUUAUCCUGCUUGUCUAUCUGCUAUUAUUUAAAAAAGUGCCACCUCGAGUGACAGAGGUAAGUCUGAAUGGCCCACUGAAGCACAAAGAGAAAUCAACUUUCCAGUGCCUGGUGUCAGACUUCCAUCCUAAACACAUUGCCAUAAAGCUGUUCCUCCAACGGAAAGGUCAGGAGAAGCACAUGAUUCUCAACUGGAAUAACGGGAGGUCUUUCAGCAAGUCUGCCUUUAAAGAAUUACUCCAAGAUGUUUGCUUUUCCAAGCCGAAAAACCAGGACGAGUGCUGCAUUCCCAUAAACUCCGUGCCAGCCAUUGGAGACCUGGGCCACUCGUUUUCAGCGGAGAUCAGCAAGGAGGGGCAGGACGAUGGUACUCUGAUACUGCAGAUAUCUGCAUUUCCAGACAUUAGCACUGACCAGGAUGUCAAGCUCUUGCUGGAUAUCGAGCAUCCUGCACUGCGAAACCCACUUCAGAAGAACUUCACCCUGCAUAUCAUUGGAGAGAAGCCCAAACUGAAUGAAAUUUUGGCUUCACCCAUUGUGUGUCAUGGCGACCUCGUGGCUCUGACCUGCCCAGUGUCGGGGUUUAAACCCAGACCUUUGAACAUCACGUGGUUUAAACGGGACAGGAAUGGAGAGAUGUGGAGGGUUGGUGGCACAGACGAGCAGCUGGGUGCAGAAAAUGACACAAUACCUGUAAAACGGAGUGCCAGCUGCUGGCAUAGUAUCAGCGAGGGGCAGUGCAGUGAAGACUUCACGUACAACAUCAUGAGCAUCCUGACAUUUGUGCCCUCCUUACAAGAAGAUCUCGAGUCCACGUACAUCUGCGAAGUAUACCACCCUGCCACCCAAUCCACGCAGCGGCGCAGCAAAGUUUUACACGUGAAAGCCUCACCACAGUUGGACAGCAUUCAGCUAAUGCAUGAAAACCCACAGGCCGAUGUUCCCAUGACUCUGCAGUGCCGAAUUCACUCGUACUUCCCACAAGACACCCUUGAAGUGGUUUGGUAUGUCGAUGGGAAAGAAGUGACAGCUGGAGUGACUGUUAGCGACACCGGACAGGCAGAUAACAGUCUGUACCACUGCACGAGUCUCAUCAAGCUGACGCCAACCUGGAAAGAUGUGGGCAAGCAGUUCAAAUGUGAAGUCCGGCACGACGGUCUGGCACAGUCCACGUUCAAGGAAUGGACUUUGACCAAGCUGAUUUCAUUACCAAAAGUUGACAAAAUAAUUUGUGAGCCUAAAGUGCCAGUGUUUGGUCAACCGGUGACGAUGUCCUGCAGCAUAAGGGACUUCUACCCCAAGGAUUGCUCUGUGGUGUGGGUCAAAGGUUUUGAAAUAAUGAGCGACGGGACGGAGACUGAGGAGCCCGAGGCAGACAUAGAAACAAAACUUUACAGGUGCAAGACCAGACACACCUUCAUCCCCACCCGUGACGACCUUGGCUGUGAGUUUACAGUGGAGAUGAUACAUCAGGGAAUUACGCUGCGGCCGCCCAAAGAUUUGUCUCUCAUGCUUACUGAAGGGGGUUUGCACUGGGAAAGAUGAGCCCAUCCAAAGAUGGAUUCUCGAUGAGAUGCGUGAGUACAACGAUGGGAUAAGUGGCGGCCUGCUGCACUUUGCUUCCGAGCAGGUGAGGACGUGUUGGUCGGUGCCAAGCAGAGACUCGUCUUUCUGACGUCUCAGUUUAUCUCACUGGCUUCUGGGUGGAUUUCUUGUUGAAGUCGGAUUUUAAAAAUGACGGCAACAUUUUCUACUGUAACUUGACUGGACGCUGGACUUUCUGCUGGGUGACUUCCAUGUGUUGGUGAAAAGACCGCUGACUACUGACUGCGUCUUUAAAACACAACCUGAACUCCGAGGAGCCGUCGAGGCCGUCUCAGUCUGGUGCUCGGGUUUGUCUUUGUCUUGAUGGAAUGAUUUUUCUUCCAGAUUUUCUAUGCUGAUCAACAAUGAUUAAAAUCUCUAAACACAAUAUAUCAAUAAAUAUAUAUAUUUUGUACAGACA
Messenger RNA from Polypterus senegalus (gray bichir), 2923 nucleotides. RefSeq lists its product as uncharacterized. Lineage: Eukaryota; Metazoa; Chordata; Cladistia; Polypteriformes; Polypteridae. The coding region runs from base 130 to 2463 and encodes 777 amino acids. The transcript has 9 exons. The record is from RefSeq and is a predicted model, not a curated record.